Molecule: messenger RNA, 390 nt
Organism: Knipowitschia caucasica
Lineage: Eukaryota; Metazoa; Chordata; Actinopteri; Gobiiformes; Gobiidae
Source: the annotation of a GenBank genome assembly
AUGUGUGUGCUCAUAUCGGCCUUGUUUCUUUUGGAGGGGGUAGGAGUGGGGGGGGUACACUCUGUGGUGCAGUGGUUGGGGGAGUGGGGGGGUACACUCUGUGGUGCAGUGGUUGGGGGUAGGAGUGGGGGGGUACACUCUGUGGUGCAGUGGUUGGGGGUAGGAGUGGGGGGGGUGCAGUGGUUGGGGGAGUGGGGGGGUAGGAGUGGGGGGGUACACUCUGUGGUGCAGUGGUUGGGGGUAGGAGUGGGGGGGGUGCAGUGGUUGGGGAAUUUCAUAUCGUCCCCCGGGGCCUCAUCCCCCAGGGCCUCAUCCCCCGGGGCCUCAUCCCCCGGGGCCUCAUCCCCUGGGGCCUCAUCCCCCGGGGCCUCAUCCCCGUCUUUAGGCUGA